CGAUUCAAGGGAGAAGUCUGUACUCACCAACUCACCCAUAAACCCCUUCUCUCUCACUCUUAUCUCCAAUGGCGUCCUUCGCCGCCGGCGCGGGGCAAUUUCUCAGCCUCCAUCAAACUCGCACCCGUCCAAAACUACACUGUACUCCGUCCUCUGCCUCUAUUACCACCAACACUAUCAGAUGCCAACAGAUUUCGUCUCAAAACCCUAACAAACCCUUAAAAACCCGGCCCUCAAAAACCCCCGUGCUUUCUGUUAAGAAUCUAGCCAUCUCCGCCGCGGCUGGUGUUUUAUUUCACGUAGCGUUCAAGAGUUCUUCCCUCUUCGGUUUCGGCGGUGGAGGAGGUGGCGGUGGAGCCAGUGGAGGCGGCGGAGGUGGUGGAGGUGGAGGUGGAGGUGGAGGUGGGUUUUGGAAGAGGCUGCUGUCUCCUGUUGCUAAUGCAGAUGAAAAUCAAUCUCCAGAAUGGGAUGUUCAUGGUUUACCGGCUGAUAUCAUUGUUCCAUUGAACAAACUCAGUGGAUUUAAAAAGUACAAGUUAUCUGCGAUCGAGUUUCUUGACAGAGUUAAAUCUGCCGUUGUAGGUUCAGAGGAUUCGUUUUUUGAAAUGGUUUCUCUUAGGGCUGGUGGCGUUUACACCAAAGCUCAGCUUCAGAAGGAGCUUGAAACCCUAGCUACUUGUGGUAUGUUUGAAAAAGUGGAUUUAGAAGCGAAGACCAACCCCGAUGGAACCAUUGGUUUAACCGUAUCAUUUACGGAAUCCACUUGGGAAGAGGCUGAGUACUUCAAGUGUAUCAAUGUGGGGUUAAUGGCGCAAUCAAAAGCUGUUGAAGCAGAAGAGAACAUGACUGAGAAAGAGAAGAUCGAUUAUAUGCGGAACCAAGAAAGGGAUUAUCGGCGAAGAAUGGAGAGGGCAAGGGCAUGUAUGUUGCCAUCUACAGUCCAUAGAGAAAUCGUGAAGAUAUUGGGGCAAGGGAAUGUGAGUGCUCGGAUGUUGCAAAACAUUCGUGAUAGGGUUCAGAAAUGGUACCACGAUGAAGGGUAUGCUUGUGCUCAGGUUGUGAAUUUUGGGAAUUUGAACACUAAUGAAGUUGUUUGUGAGGUGGUUGAGGGUGAUAUUACAAGGGUUGUGAUUCAAUUCCAAGAUAAACUUGGAAAUGUAUGUGAAGGGAACACUCAAACUGGAGUAGUGAGGAGAGAACUACCUAAGCAGCUUCAAAGGGGGAAUGUUUUCAACAUUGAAGCCGGGAAACAAGCAUUGAGGAAUAUUAAUUCUUUAUCUUUGUUUUCAAAUAUCGAAGUCAAUCCACGACCUGAUGAGAAGAACGAGGGAGGGAUUAUUGUUGAGAUUAAGCUUAAAGAACUUGAACAAAAAUCAGCUGAAGUCAGUACUGAAUGGAGUAUUGUUCCUGGACGUGGAGGCCGACCUACUUUGGCUUCAAUCCAGCCUGGUGGAACUGUUUCUUUUGAACAUCGGAACAUCAAGGGGCUUAAUAGAUCCAUUCUUGGCUCUGUUACCACAAGCAACUUUCUUAAUCCUCAGGAUGAUCUUGCUUUCAAGCUGGAAUAUGUGCAUCCUUACUUAGAUGGUGUAACCAAUUCCCGAAACCGGACUUUGCGUACAAGCUGCUUCAACAGCAGAAAGCUGAGUCCAGUGUUCACAGGUGGGCCAGGAGUAGAUGAGGUUCCUCCUAUAUGGGUUGACCGAACUGGUGUUAAAACCAAUAUCACUGAGAAUUUCACUCGACAAAGCAAGUUUACAUAUGGAAUUGUAAUGGAAGAGAUAACAACACGUGAUGAAAGCAGUCAUAUUUCUUCAAAUGGGCAGAGGGUUUUGCCAAGUGGUGGUAUUAGUGCAGAUGGGCCUCCAACAACACUGAGUGGAACGGGUAUUGACCGAAUGGUAUUUGCACAAGCAAAUAUCACAAGGGACAACACCAAGUUUGUAAAUGGAGCAAUUGUUGGGGAGAGGAAUGUAUUUCAGGUUGAUCAAGGGUUGGGAAUUGGAACUAAGUUCCCGAUUUUCAAUAGGCAUCAGCUGACAAUGACAAGAUUCAUCCAACUGAUGAAAGUAGAAGAAGGUGCUGGAAAAUCCCCACCACCUGUGCUUGUUCUUCAUGGUCAUUAUGGGGGAUGUGUAGGAGACCUUCCAAGUUAUGAUGCCUUCACUCUUGGAGGACCUUACUCUGUUAGGGGUUACAACAUGGGAGAGAUUGCUGCUGCUAGAAAUAUCCUUGAGGUUGCUGCUGAGCUACGCAUACCAGUGAGGAACACACAUGUAUACUUAUUUGCAGAGCAUGGGAAUGAUUUGGGGAGCUCAAAGGAUGUGAAGGGAAACCCAACAGAGGUGUAUAGGAGAAUGGGUCAGGGCUCCUCAUAUGGUGUUGGAGCCAAGCUUGGUUUGGUACGUGCAGAGUAUGCUGUUGACCACAAUUCGGGGACUGGUGCCUUGUUUUUCAGGUUUGGAGAGAGAUUUUGAUUUUGGUUUCUAUAAGGUUUUUGCAAGAUGGAUUUUGGGUAGAAGGAUUGAUCGAUCUAAUGUUGGAACAUGGAACUUGAGUGCUAUGUGUAGAAAAUUCGUGAUUUUGUUUGAUGGGGACUUAUUUGAGAUGUACUUAUUAAUACUUACUAUUACUAUUCAACAAACACCCCCAGGGGUAAAUUGUGUUUGA
This is a messenger RNA of Lactuca sativa (garden lettuce), 2670 nucleotides long. It is a transcript of the gene TOC75-III, whose product is annotated as translocon at the outer envelope membrane of chloroplasts 75-III. The record is from RefSeq and is a predicted model, not a curated record. Gene Ontology annotation, cellular component: chloroplast outer membrane. NCBI's taxonomy places the organism in Eukaryota, Viridiplantae, Streptophyta, Magnoliopsida, Asterales, Asteraceae. Gene Ontology annotation, molecular function: protein-transporting ATPase activity. Gene Ontology annotation, biological process: chloroplast organization; protein import into chloroplast stroma; intracellular protein transport.